Penicillium angulare is the source of this 1398-nucleotide messenger RNA. RefSeq lists its product as uncharacterized. Bases 1 to 1398 code for a protein of 465 amino acids. The record is from RefSeq and is a predicted model, not a curated record. The transcript has a single exon. Lineage: Eukaryota; Fungi; Ascomycota; Eurotiomycetes; Eurotiales; Aspergillaceae.
AUGGCCAUUCCAUUGGAUCGAAUGCCUUUGAACAAUCAUUCAAAAACAGACCGCAAAGCACUCAAGGCUCUUCCAAUUCCUCAGAAGUCCAAAUCUACCGAUGAGAGCACCACAGAAGUGUUGUCGAACACAGCGCUAGAGCUUCGACAACUCUGGCUUGAUGUGCUUAACACAGCGGAUGUAGCCUUCGACAUCGGGCCUUCAACAAGCUUUUUCACCGUUGGUGGAAACUCAUUGCUUAUCGUUCGCCUUCAAUCCCGCAUCCGCCAACAUUUCAACGUCACAGUGAGGCUUUUUGAUCUGCUUGAUGCCGGUACUCUCAAUGAAAUGUCGCAGAAGAUUGAAAAGAGCUUGACUGUCGACCUAAUAGACUGGGAGAAAGAGACUGCUUUGGAAAGCAAUUUGAACAUGACAGAGCUCACCAGUCGCCAACCGCUUAGAACGACUGACAAAGUGGUACUUAUCACUGGCGCAGGAGGCUUCCUCGGUAAGGAUAUAUUGGCCGAACUCAUUGCCCGAGAAGAUGUAUCCAAAAUCCACUGCAUCGGCCUUCGCGACAAACCAGGCAACACACCUCGUCGCCUAGCCGUCACAUCACCCAAGAUCGUCACUCAUGGUGGUGACCUUACCGAAGAAUGGUUUGGUCUUGGAAAAGAGACCUUUACAUCUUUAGCCGGUGACGUUGACGUGAUAUUGCACAUGGCCGCAGCGCGGUCCUUCUGGGACAACUACAGUCUGCUCCGCUCCAACAAUGUGACAACUACAAAAUUAUUGGUCCAAAUGGCAGCAGCUCGCCAAAUCCCAAUCGAUUACGUGUCUAGUGCAGGUGUCCUAUCACAGGAAAGUGCCGACAGCCCUGCAGGCUCAGUAGCAAAGCACACUCCACCCGCCGAUGGGUCAAACGGCUACAUUUCGUCUCGAUGGGCAUGUGAGCAAAUUCUCGAGCACGCCGCAUCAGAACUUGGCGUUCCUGCCUCCAUUCAUCGUUUCGUACCAGCUAAAAACCCCGCGAACAAUGAUGUCCUGACAGAAGCACUGCAAUACUUCGUCAGCUUCGUCGACAAUCUUUCAAGUAUGCCUGACUUUGGCAGCACGACCGGCCAUUUCGAGAUGACUCCUGUCCAUACAGCCGCUACUGAGCUUACUGCGAAUCUGAUGAAUGGCUCGAAACACCCUGGAUCGCCGUUGGAAUUUAUUCACCAUUAUUGCCAUGUUCGCAUUGACAUCCCUGAGAUGGUGGCUUUCUUGCAGAAACACCGCGGAGGCAAAGAUUUGCAACUUGUUCCGGGGCUCAAGUUUAUUGGGGAUAUGAAGCGAGCGGGUUUAGCUUAUUUUGUAACUUCUCAAGCACUGCUUAUGGGUGAAGAUAGAAAUUCUGUUAUGAAGUCGACAAGGUGA